GUUGGGGGAGUUAGACGGUUGACUACAAAAGGUGGUGAGGUGGGGGGAUCACUGUUCAGCUUUCUGCACAACAACCAUGAUCUACGCAUACUGCAUUGUAUUCUUCUUUCAGCUGCUCUCCCUCGCUGGGGCCUCUGAGAGUGGCAUCGUGGGUGGGAGAGUUGCGAAGCCUCACUCCAGACCCUACAUGGCAUCUCUCCAGGUUGAUGGAGCACAUACAUGUGGCGGGAUACUUAUUCGGGAGGACUUUGUUCUAACUGCAGCACACUGCAAAGAUCCGUCCCUGAGAGUGGUACUUGGAGCACAUGACAUAGGCAAGAAAGAGAAAAGUCAGCAAUGGAUCCAAGUGGCAAAGUACCAUCCACAUCCGGAUUACACUGGAAAAUACGACAACGAUAUCAUGUUACUGGAGCUAAAAAAAAACGCCACACUGAACAGGUAUGUGAAGGUCAUCGGACUACCGAAGAAAGACGGGAAAAUCCCAGCCAACAUUAAAUGUGCCGUUGCUGGCUGGGGCCGAACUGGAUCCAAUAAACCGGCAUCAACAGUACUGAGGGAGGCCACGGAGAAGAUGCAAUUCAGCUUUGAGUGCAAAAAUAUAUGGGGAGAAUACUUCAAUCCUGCUCACAUGCUAUGCACCAAAUUUAACAAAAAGAACGGAGGGGUUUGCCAGGGUGACUCCGGUGGACCACUUAUCUGCAACAGCAAGCCUCAGGGUUUAACAGAAUAUACCUUGGAAAGCAAUUGUAAUGAUCCCAAGUAUCCCCAUGUCUUCACUAAAGUCCACGUCUUCCUCCCCUGGAUUAAGGAAGUGAUGAAGGGUUUGGGGAAUGUUGCAUGAGCCACUUUUCAGAGGCCAAGAAUGAUGUCCUUUCUUCACUUGCUUAUUAAAUAUCAUGGUAAACAUUUUGAGAAUUAAUCUUAGUCUUAGUUUUGAAAAAGAAAAAAAAAAAAAAAAUCAUGAAACUGGUAUGUGUAAAUGAUUUGCAUG
Molecule: messenger RNA, 991 nt
Organism: Sebastes umbrosus (honeycomb rockfish)
Lineage: Eukaryota; Metazoa; Chordata; Actinopteri; Perciformes; Sebastidae
Product: granzyme B-like
Exons: 5
Coding region: 77-841 (254 amino acids)
Biological process (GO): proteolysis
Molecular function (GO): serine-type endopeptidase activity
Source: RefSeq, a predicted model, not a curated record